AUGGCCAAAUGGGAGGAUGCUGGAGGCUUUGGCAUGGCUCAACAAAACAACUAUUACUUCACCUGGCAAAGGGAGCAGCUGAGGUCCCAUUACAGCCUCGAUUACCACUGUGACAACAGUGAUGAACAGCCGCACAGCUUUUACCAUCUUCCCUGCUACGGCAGGGACUCCACAUGGAAGGGAACCGGGCCCAGCCCUCUGCCUGUGUAUGAGAAUCCGGAACCCCUAGCUGGGCCUUGGGCCACUCCAGAGGAAACCUCAGCCCCAGCUGGAAAUGAAGAGGAAGAACUUCUAGCAGACCCAGACCUUCAUUUGAAUAUUGAAGAAUCAAACAAGGAGUUCAUGGCAGAAAAGGAAGAGCUGUAUGACUCCCUCAUGAGCUGUCACUGGCAGCCUCUGGACACCGUCCUGUCUAACACCCCCAAUGAGCCCCACCCCACCCCCAAUGUGAAACAAGUGUUCACCAUGCCCUCCAGCUGACCAGUUAAUUGUAUCUUGUUUUGGUUUUGAAGGGGAAAAAAAAUCCAGAAAUUUAUCAGAUUAUGAAUAUAUUAUUAAAUUUUUUCCUAGUACUGGGAUUACACCCAGUCAUGUGGGUGUUAGGAAAACACUCUACCACUGAGUUCUGCCCCCGCCCUCAGAAACUGUAUGUAAAUAUAAAUUUCUGGGACUUCAGUGAGACUGACAGGAUGGAAUACGAUGUAAAUAAAGAUUACCAGCAGCCAU
Molecule: messenger RNA, 726 nt
Organism: Myodes glareolus (Bank vole)
Lineage: Eukaryota; Metazoa; Chordata; Mammalia; Rodentia; Cricetidae
Gene: C14H6orf52
Product: chromosome 14 C6orf52 homolog
Source: RefSeq, a predicted model, not a curated record